AUGGACGACACGGUGCGGAUCAACGGGGUCUUGGGCCCCGAAGCCAGCCUGCCCUUCCUGAGCCUCUCGGGCGGGACCAGCGGCGUGCAGGUGCUCUCCCCGCUGCUGGAGCAAAUCGCCGUGGGACCCACGGACGGCACGGUGGGAGUGGUGGUGCGCAACGCCGCCGCGACGGGGGAGGCGGCGCUGCUUUUGGACGCCAACAACCAAGCCGGCGUGGCGGAGCUCAAGGUGCGGGCGGGCGGCAAUUGCGAGCUCAACGCCCAGUUCCAGUUCAUCAGUUUCAACACGACCAACGGCCUGGCCAAUCUGGCCAUCGAGCCCAACAUCGGGGGCAGCAACGAUGGGGAGGUGAUCUUCGGGUAUGGGUUUGUCAAUCUGAGCGACCGGGCGCUCAAGGAGAACGUCCGGGCCAUUCCGGACGAGGAGCUGCAAGAGACUUUUGACGCCGUGGAGCCGCAGCUCUUCGACCGCAUCGACGGCGGCAAGGAGCAGAUCGGCUUCGUGGCCCAGGACGUGCAGGCCAGCGGCAAGCUGGGGGCGACGAUGUGCAAGACGAAGAACCUGGACGGCCGGGAGCUGAUGGCCCUUGACAACCAGAAGCUCUCGGUGGUGCUCUGGGGCGUGGUCAAGAAGCUCCAGAAGCGGGUGGAGGCCCUGGAGAAGAAGAAGAAGCGCAAGGACUCGGACUAA
Molecule: messenger RNA, 693 nt
Organism: Symbiodinium sp. CCMP2592
Lineage: Eukaryota; Dinophyceae; Suessiales; Symbiodiniaceae
Source: the annotation of a GenBank genome assembly